Solanum dulcamara is the source of this 2848-nucleotide messenger RNA. RefSeq names its product putative pentatricopeptide repeat-containing protein At1g12700, mitochondrial. The coding region runs from base 64 to 1791 and encodes 575 amino acids. The transcript has 3 exons. The record is from RefSeq and is a predicted model, not a curated record. Lineage: Eukaryota; Viridiplantae; Streptophyta; Magnoliopsida; Solanales; Solanaceae. Gene Ontology annotation, molecular function: protein binding.
CAUUAUGAAUAGGAAAAGGUUGGAUUAGGGCACAGCGCAAUUGUCUCUCUCUUUCUGCUGAAGAUGAGAAGAAUUUAUGGUCUCUCUUUCAUGGCUACUUCUCAUUCUGCUUCGGUCAGAGUUUAUACAAAUAAAUCCAAUUGUAAACUUGGGAAGGAAUUCAAGUGCUUAGAUGAUGCUGUUACUCUCUUCCAUCAAAUGGUUAGAAUGAAGCCUCUUCCUUCAGUUGUCGAUUUCUCUAAAUUGUUUAAGAAUAUGGUAAGUAUGAAGCAUUAUUCUGCUUCCCUUUCCCUUUUUCGAGAAAUGCAGAAAUUAGGUAUCCCAAUUAGUGAUUUCAUCUUGAAUAUCAUGACUAAUAGUUAUUGCCUGAUGCAUCGUGUUGAUUGUGCAUUUUCGAUGUUACCCAUUUACUUGAAGAAUGGCAUUCCGUUUAAUACCGUCACUUUUAACACUCUAAUAAGGGGAUUAUUUGCUGAAAAAAAGUUUAAAGAUGCAGUUGAAUUGUUCAAGAAGUUGGUGAGAGAGAAGAUUUGUGAGCCCGAUGAAGUCAUGUAUGCAACCGUCAUGAAUGGGCUUAGCAAAAGGGGCCACACUCAAAAAACUUUAAGUUUGCUCCGUUUAAUGGAACAAGGGAACACUAAGCCCAACAUAUAUAUCUACAACAUUGUCAUAGAUUCCCUUUGCAAAGAUGGAAACUUAGAUGCUGCUAUCACUCUUUUGAAUGAGAUGAAGCAGAGAGGCAUUCCUCCAAACAUAGUGACAUAUAAUUCAAUAAUUGAUGGUUUGUGUAAGCUUGGUCAGUGGAGAAAAGUUAAGAUAUUGUUCUCUGAGAUGGUGAACCACAAUAUUUAUCCAGAUGUGCGCAGCUUCAACAUACUAACAGAUGGACUAUGCAAAGAAGGAAAAGUCGAAGAUGCCGAGGAAAUAAUGAAACACAUGGUCAGAAAAGGUGUAGAGCCUAAUAUAAUCACCCACAGUGCGAUAAUGGAUGGAUAUUGUUUGCGUGGUCAAGUGGAUAGUGCGAGGAGAAUUUUUGAUAGCAUGAUAGAUAAGGACAUUGAGCCUGACAUUUUUAGCUAUAACAUACUAAUAAACGGAUACUGUAAGAAAAAGAAAGUGGAUGAGGCCAUACAAUUGUUUUGUGAAAUUUCUCAAAAGGGAUCAAAACCUAAUAUCGUUACCUACACUACUAUCUUGCAAGGUCUUUUUGAAGUUGGAAGAACAGACGAUGCAAAAAAGUUCUUUGGUGAGAUGUUAUCUUCGGGGACCGUACCUGACUUAUGCACUCAUCACACUUUGCUUGAUGGUUAUUUUAAGUACGGACUUGUUGAAGAAGCUAUGUCACUCUUUAAUAAGUUGGUUGGAAAGAAAGAAAAUAUUGAUAUUAUAUCUUACAAUAUUAUCAUUAAUGGAUUGUGUAAAAAUGGUGAACUCGAUAAAGCUCAUGCUAUUUUUGAGAAGAUUUAUUCAAUGGGAUUGCUUCCGGAUGCGAGAACAUACAAUACAAUGAUAACUGGAUUUUGUCUAAAAGGGUUGUUAGAUGAAGCUAAAGAUAUGCUUAGAAAAAUGGAGGGGAACAAUUGUCUUCCAAACAAUGUCACUUACAAUGUUAUUAUGCAAGGAUAUCUUAGGUGCAGGAAAAUAAAUGAAAUGGUAACUUUUAUGAAGGAAAUGACUGGAAGGGGCUUCUCAUUUGAUGCAACUACAACUAGUUUUUUGAUAAAUGUUAUAAGAGAUAAUCCUUCCGUCCUUGAAAUCAUACCAGAACUUCAAUUAGAAAACAAGAAGUGAUCGCUUGGUUCAUUCGGUUAUGCUAUGGCUGUAAUAUAAUUUCCUUUAUCCCCGCAAAAGAAAUAGCAACCAAUGCAAUUGCAGAAGCUGAUGGCAAUUAGAAUGUUGCUCGAGUUUUUUAGGCAGACCUAUUGAGGAGGCAUAGUGCAAGGAGAAAUUGAAGCAAUCAUUUUUCAUGGAAAUGUACUCAAGAAUGUUGUUCUAUGACCUGUCCACUUAGUGAAUCCACUAAUGCAGCCACUUAUGUUUUCAUGACAUGAAUCGACCUCAGCUGCUCGUAUGGAAGAACAUGGUUUUGAAAGCACUACAAUAUCUGACAUUUUGAGAGACAAGGGUAAAGGCGCUAAUGGUUCAUUUACAAUGAUGUCAAGUUUGUUUGUGUGGGUUGUAGAACAAGCUCAUCACGGUCGCACCAGAAACUGAAGUACGAAAGUGAUGCAAUUGGUGACAGAGGUGAUUUACAAGGAUGACUCUGGAGGUGACUAGUCUUGAACUUUUGACCUCAUUUGUUCCACGGGCAAAACUUCAAGUUUAACAAGUUUUGACUUUUGCCUCGGAAGGUUUGUCCAUGUAGCAAGCGGGGGCCAAAAAUUCCAAGACCACGUAGGUGUAAGCUCCUGCAUGGCAUGGGGUGAUAGAUUUGAUUGCAUUUCCUAUUGCUUGCCUGUUCAGUUUCUCCUUUCUUGCCCUUCUUGGUAUUUUACAUUUAUUUAUUCAUUUUUGAUCUUGUAGAGUGUUUUUGGUAUUUUAUAACCAUGAAAAUGAAUCUAGAAUCUAUCAUAUAUAUCCUUCGGGUGGCCCAAUGGUUUGGGCUUGGGACUUUCUUGGAGGUCUCAAGUUUGAAACCCCUUACCAACGAAAGCAAGGAAAAGUAAAGAUUCAGUUUCAUGACCGUAUUGACACAUAACUUACAAGGUUCAGGCAGUGCUGGGAUCUCUUCCUAAUUAUCCAAUUUGUUUUUUGGGAAAUGUUCUUAAAUUACAAAUAUACUCUAUUCUAUGUUAUGAAAUAUCAAGUCUUCUAUUUGGUGUUUACCCUCUUAUUCUCUUACGUCAGU